Molecule: messenger RNA, 1113 nt
Organism: Octopus sinensis (East Asian common octopus)
Lineage: Eukaryota; Metazoa; Mollusca; Cephalopoda; Octopoda; Octopodidae
Product: protocadherin beta-18-like
Exons: 8
Coding region: 1-1113 (370 amino acids)
Biological process (GO): homophilic cell-cell adhesion
Cellular component (GO): membrane
Molecular function (GO): calcium ion binding
Source: RefSeq, a predicted model, not a curated record
AUGGUUACUGACACUGAUAGUGGACUAAUGGACAAAUUAAGUUCUAAAGAAUAUAAAAUAUUGGUCAAAGAACCUCUUGACAGAGAAAUAAGGGACCACUACAAAGUAUCUAUUGUGUGUCCUGACAUGGGGUCACCUCAACUAGAAAGUAAAAAAUAUUUCUCUGUCAAAGUAACUGAUGUCAAUGAUGUAGAACCACAUUUUACCAAAGAGACAUUCCAAUUCCUCACCUAUGAAAACCAGAAAGUUGACUUCCCUAUUGGCUUCAUCAAUGCUACAGACCCUGAUCUUGGAGAUGGAGGCCAACUUACAUAUUCUAUCAUCAAUGAUAACAACAAUGAUAACAUUCCUUUCCAACUGACAAAAUAUGGAUUUAUUUCUACUUCACAAUCAAUAGAUCGAGAAGUUAAAGACAUCUUUGAGUUCCAGUAUGUCCACUACCAUCCACACAGUAAGAAGGACAUCACAAUUCUGAAAGCAUCUGACAAAGACACUGGAAACAAUGCUUUCCUCACAUAUGGAAUACUGAGAUCCAAUGAUAAAAACCUGUUUACAGCUAACUCACACACUGGUGUGUUAUCUUUCUCUCGCACAGUUUACCAAAAUGAUGCAGGAACAUAUGAGCUCCAGUUUAUAGUGAAAGACGGUGGUACACCAGUUCAAUCAGCAACAACUGCUAUCAUACUAACACUGUUUGUUAGUAAUGAUACAUCUCCAAUGUUGACUGCUGUGCCAUUCCAGUCUGGUCACGACCUGAAUAUGACUUGGGACAAUUAUGCUCAAUUAUUAGGAAUUGUAAAAGAUAGAACUAUCAAUUGUUACAAUUGCAAUUGGUUAACACAGCAUUAUUGUCUUGUGAUUUGUGGUGAGCUAAUUCUGAAAGUGAGAGUGAAAAGAGAAAUGUCUGUAAAAUAUUGUUUCUGUAAUAGUUCUGUGGAAAUCAGUGCAUACUUUCUGGCACCAGAGUUCAGCAAGUUAAGGUUGUUAUCAGUAUUAAUUUGCACACCUUCCUUAAGUGCUAAACCUUCAGCAAUAUUCCUUGUAGCCGAUUUAAGAAGAUUUGGUGGAACUUCUAUUCAUCUCUGGUAUGAUGACCUCACCCUCAACUUGUGA